Molecule: messenger RNA, 1221 nt
Organism: Laetiporus sulphureus 93-53
Lineage: Eukaryota; Fungi; Basidiomycota; Agaricomycetes; Polyporales; Laetiporaceae
Exons: 2
Coding region: 1-1221 (406 amino acids)
Source: RefSeq, a predicted model, not a curated record
AUGUUCAUCUCAAAACCCAGGAAGGUCACCCUCACACUCGUUUGCCUUGCAAUUGCCCUCGCGUUCGCCACCGUCUCGGAGGCCAGCGACUUGACGCUUCAGCGUCGCGAUCAUGUCGACCUGCGGCGGAUGAUCAAGAAACGCGCGUCCUCAGAUCCAGUGCUGGGUCUGUUCACCGAUGGUAAUGGUUCUGGUGGCAGCUCGACGGCAUCUGAUAGCAACACUGCUGCCGCCACGACCGCGAGCAGCGCGGCUGCUGAUACCUCGUCGGCGGCUGCCACCACGUCCGCCUCUGCACAGACUUCUUCUGAUGCCGCGACCACCAGCUCCUCAUCGGCUGCUGCUACGACACAGUCUUCAUCCUCCGCUGCUGCUGCCACGACAUCGGCAACCACCCCGAGCACGUCCGCUGCAGCUACACCGUCGACGUCGGCUCCUUCUGCGACUACUUCUGCACAAUCGCAAGCGGCUUCUACGUCUGGUGCAAACACUGCUACCACCGCGCGGACCACAAAUGCCAACAAUGCUGCGACCUCUCCAGCUGCAAGCGCUACCCAGGAUACCCAAGGCUCCACGGAUUCAGCUGACGACCAGCUCACUGGCACAGCUACCACCAGCACCAUCUUCACAACUCCUUCGAGCAGCGCGUCGUCCGAUGCGACCUCCAGCGGCACGUCAAAGACCACCCGUAACACCAUCAUUAUAAUCAUCGUCAUCGCUUCGGUAGUCGGAUCCGUUUCCAUCGGCUGGACGCUGUUCCGCAAGUGGAAGCUCCGGCCCUCAUCCAGCUUCGACGAGCGCAUGCAGCCCAUCGACUGGCAGCCCACCAGCGACGAUAGCGUUAACAAGCGCGCCUCGCACGGCUCGUUCCACUCUGGGACCGGCCAUGGCGACUUGGGCGGCUACGGUUUGUCCGACAGCGGGCACGGCACGAGCAACCUCCAGCCCGUCCCCGAUCACGACUUCACUGCCGGCGCGUCGCUCGCACCCGUUGGUGGCUAUGCCGACCUGCAGCGCUGCCCGAGCCCUCAGCCACAGAUGGGCGAACUCGCGCGUGGGCUCAGCAUGUCGCGCCCGUCGGAUCUCUCACGCAACCCGAGCAUGAUGCACCAGAACUACGACGGGUACGCCAUGCCCCCGCCGCCCGUGCACUAUCAUGGCGGCGGGUACGACGCGUCCGCGUACGGCUACCAGAACCACAUUGGUGCGCCUGGCUAUUAG